CUCUCUGAUCUUCAAUUCCAUCUAACUACUAACUCCCAUCUUUCAAGCUUUCAACCAUUCCCUCCUCUCCCUUCAAAUCACCUUAAACCCUAAACCAAAUUUCUUUAUUCUCUCUUCCCAUCAAACCCAAAGCUAAUCAAGGCAGUUGUAUUAGCCUAGCCAUGCUGCUGCUGCUGCGGUGUUCUCUUUUCUUGGCUCUCUUGGCCAUGGCGGCAUCUCAGACGGUGUCUAUAUACCAAGUUCUGAGAGACAACGGGCUGCCGAUGGGGCUGCUGCCCAGCGGCGUGACGAACUAUAGCCUGGAUAGUUAUGGGCGGUUCGAGGUGCAUUUAGGGCAGGCGUGUAAUGCGAAGUUCGAGGACGAGAUCCACUUUGAUAUGGAGGUUUCGGGGACUUUGAGGUUUGGGCAGAUCGAGGAGCUGGGCGGGAUUGCGGCGCAGGAUUUGUUCUUGUGGUUCCCUGUUAAGGAAAUCCGGGUGGAUGUGCCCAGUUCUGGGGUGAUUUAUUUUGAUGUGGGAGUGGUGUCCAAGCAGUUCUCUUUGUCCUCGUUUGAGACUCCUAGAGAUUGUACCGCCAUUGUUGUUCAUCCUGAACAUCUUAUCCCCCUUCCAAUUGCCCAUGAUGAUGAUGAUGAUGAUGAUGAUCGUUUUCUUUUGCUUGAUUCUUAGAGACGUCUAUACGGGGCCAAUAGAAGCUCGAUGAAGAUCAGAAGAACAUUACAACAUGCAGGGCUGUUUUGUAGUAGAAUAUAUGAAUUGAAUAUACAUACAUGUUGCGUUGCAUGAUAGCUAGCUAGCUAAACCAAAGUCAUCAUAAACUUUUUGACGAUAUUGUGGGCGUGGUUUUGCCCCAUUCUUUAAACUUUAUUGUUUUCUUUCUUCUAUAUGAAAAAAAAAAUAAAAAG
Ipomoea nil (Japanese morning glory) is the source of this 904-nucleotide messenger RNA. RefSeq lists its product as uncharacterized. The record is from RefSeq and is a predicted model, not a curated record. The coding region runs from base 162 to 668 and encodes 168 amino acids. The transcript has 2 exons. NCBI's taxonomy places the organism in Eukaryota, Viridiplantae, Streptophyta, Magnoliopsida, Solanales, Convolvulaceae.